Durusdinium trenchii is the source of this 1101-nucleotide messenger RNA. The record is from the annotation of a GenBank genome assembly. NCBI's taxonomy places the organism in Eukaryota, Dinophyceae, Suessiales, Symbiodiniaceae.
AUGCUUCGCAACAUUCCCAACAAGUACACCCGGGAAAUGCUGGUGAAGCAGCUGAACCAGGAUUUCAAGGGCCGCUUCGACUUUGUCUACUUGCCCAUCGAUUUCAAAAAACAAGUCUUGCUUGCAAAGUUGCUCAACUCCAAAAAGAUUGCUGGCGUCACGCCAGCUCGGGUGCAAGGCUUGGAGGAGAAUGUGCGCCGAUUGCGGACAGGUCCUGUCAUGAACGAACUCGUGAAUCAUCCUGAUUGGAUGCCUCUACUGUUGGACGACAAGGGAGAGGCACAUGCAACACCGGUGAAACUGAACGGUUGCAAAAAGGAUUGGUUGAAAAGAAAGGAAGGGAACACAGCACAACACAGAGGUCUUCAGGUAAGGAAGAAAAAGAGAAGAAAGAAAAGCAUAACAAGAAAAGGAACAACAAGGAAGAAAGAAAAGGGGAAGAGGUCCACAACUAUUUGAGGUUUGGCAGACAAUGUGAGCUUUUGGCCUGGUCCGACUAUUAAGCAUUUGCCCAAUUUCAAUAGUAACAUGUAGCCAUGAAUUGAAUAUCAUCACUACCAGUCUGUCGGUGCAGUGGCAUUUGAGGGCGAAUCGCAGGCCAUGCCAUUUCCAAUGCCUGAUCAUCCAGCUCCAGCAGCUCAGCUAUUGCAUUGCGAGCAAGAACAGGGUGAUCAUGACACCACAAAAAGUCUGUGUCAUGUUGUUGUACCCCACCCAGUUUGAUUCAGCCAUAUAAUAUUUUGUACCAAAACUGUAGGGGCAUGUCUCCGAAGGACAAUGAAGACGUCACUGAGGGGCUAUCCAAAUCUAGUUGGGGAAAGCCACAAACCAUAAGCAGGUUCGGAAUGUAUUCUUAUUUACUUCAAUACAAACGAAGGACGAAUGGAAGAAAGAACUGAAUAAAAAAGAAAGGUCUAAGAAACGGAACAAUAAACAAAAGAACAACAUAGGAAAACAAAAGGGUAGCAAGAAGCUACUGGUAACAAGGGCAUCGCUACUAGUAACAAGGGCAUUACUACUAGUAGCAUGUCUCUCCCCACAGUGACUGGUUGCUCGAAUACUCCUCGAUGUACCAAGGCUCCAAAGCUCAAGAGGCGUGCA